Molecule: messenger RNA, 1899 nt
Organism: Physeter macrocephalus (sperm whale)
Lineage: Eukaryota; Metazoa; Chordata; Mammalia; Artiodactyla; Physeteridae
Gene: CA8
Product: carbonic anhydrase 8
Exons: 9
Coding region: 282-1154 (290 amino acids)
Molecular function (GO): carbonate dehydratase activity; zinc ion binding
Source: RefSeq, a predicted model, not a curated record
GCGGCUUCUCUCGCGCUCCGGCCGGACUCGGGCGCGCCCCCCGGGCUGGCCGCCCGACGACUCCCGCCUCGCGCCGCUCGCGCUCGCACGCGCGCUCACACCCACGUUGCCCUUCGCCGCACGCGCUCACACUCAUUCUCGCGCGCUUGCCUCACGCACACACGCGCGCUCCCACCGCCCCGUGCGCCCCCUCGCGCGCUCCCCCUCGCGCUCCGGAGCGCUAGCCUCGCAGAGGCGCAGGCACCGCAGGCGAGAGCGCCGAGGGGACCCACGGCCUCCCCAUGGCUGACCUGAGCUUCAUCGAAGAUUCCGUGGCCUUCCCGGAGAAGGAGGAGGAUGAGGAGGAAGAGGAGGAGGGUGUGGAGUGGGGCUACGAGGAAGGUGUUGAGUGGGGCUUGGUGUUUCCGGACGCCAACGGGGAGUACCAGUCUCCCAUUAACUUGAACUCAAGAGAAGCUCGAUAUGACCCCUCACUGCUGGAUGUCCGCCUCUCCCCCAAUUAUGUGGUCUGCCGGGACUGUGAGGUCGCCAACGAUGGGCACACCAUUCAGGUCAUCCUGAAGUCAAAAUCAGUUCUAUCCGGAGGUCCAUUGCCUCAAGGGCAUGAAUUUGAGCUGUAUGAAGUCAGAUUUCACUGGGGAAGAGAAAACCAGCGUGGUUCUGAGCACACAGUUAAUUUCAAAGCUUUUCCCAUGGAGCUCCACCUGAUCCACUGGAACUCCACCUUGUUUGGCAGUAUUGAUGAGGCUGUGGGGAAGCCCCAUGGAAUCGCCAUCAUUGCCUUGUUUGUUCAGAUUGGAAAAGAACACAUAGGCCUGAAGGCUGUAACUGAAAUCCUCCAGGAUAUUCAGUAUAAGGGGAAGUCCAAAACGAUACCCUGCUUUAAUCCUAACACUUUAUUACCAGACCCUCUGCUGCGCGAUUACUGGGUCUACGAAGGCUCUCUCACUAUUCCGCCCUGCAGUGAAGGUGUUACCUGGAUAUUAUUCCGAUACCCUCUAACAAUAUCCCAGCUACAGAUUGAAGAAUUUCGAAGGCUGAGGACACACGCGAAAGGGGCAGAGCUUGUGGAAGGCUGUGAUGGGAUUUUGGGAGACAAUUUUAGACCCACGCAGCCACUCAGUGACAGAGUCAUUAGAGCCGCGUUUCAGUAGCUGAAGAGAGCAGGAACCGGUGCGUCUUCAUCUGGGAGGAAGACAAUGGUCCUAUAGUGCUCAUGGGUGAGAAACGGAAACUUUGAGCUGCAGCUUCGGUUUAUCCUCAAAGCCUGCAUUGUUUGUCUUCAUCUAAUCGAGCUUUGAUGGACAUCUGUGACAGUUGCCUGUACAUGUGCUCUAAUGAAAUAUUAGAAAUGGCUGUAAAUUCAAAAGAAACCCCAUAUUAUGUAUCCGCAUCACUGCUGCUAGUAUUCAUAUUUUUGCACAUACUGUUUAUUGCUUAUGUGUAGAAGAAAUGAAACUAGUUUUCAGAGUUAUUAUUAAUAUGAAUAUAUAUCAUGUGUUAGUACUAAGACAGGAAAAAUACAUUUCCAGCGUUCGCAGUCCUUCAUUUACUGUCUCCAACAGAAAAUUCACUCAUUCAGAAAAUAAUGUAAUUCUUGAUAAUAAAAUGAGAGUUUUGAUCAAGAGCAGCUUACAGCUCCAAAAUGGAAUGUGAAGGAUUAGUAAAAAACAUAUCUCAUGUUACUUUGCAACCCUCAUACCAUGGUUAAUGUCAGGGUGAUUUGUUAUAAAACACGAUUUGGGAGUUAAUGUAGGAGCAUAAUACUCACUUUAUAUAUUACUUUCUUAGUUAAAGGAUUUAAUUGAAUAUAUGAAUCUAAUCAUGCUUAUUUGGCAUAUUAGAAGCUGAGGUUUCUAGGAAUUUGAGAAAGGUAUAAGAAAUAAAUAGGCUAAAGAG